GAAUGGCAUCGAUGGCAUUAUACCCAAAAUACCGCAAUCUCUUUUUAGUUUGUAUUUUAUGGAGAUGUAAAUUAAACUUGAAGAAAACAAAGAUCCCUCUCCCGACGAGAUUUCCGUUUCUUUCUGCGCAAGAACCUUGUCAGGCGCGUCCUCUCCACGCUCUUCAACGGCUUCAAUCACUUCUAUACACGCCUAUCCUUUUCUUCUUCUUCUUCUCCUUCUUCUUCCCUCUCUCCCUCUCUGUCUCUUUCUGCUUUCAAAGGGUUUUAGUAGGUGCUUUCCCUUUUUCUUAAACCCUACCUAGGGUUUUCACAAACUCCCAAUUCAACUUCUUUUUCCUUUAAUUACCCUGCAAUUUUCCACCAAUCAACAACUAUGAUUCAAAAUACCAAGAAACAGAGAAAAGGUUCAAUUAGUGAGGAAGAUAUCUCUACUCUUUUACAAAGGUAUACAGCAACUACUGUUUUGGCACUGUUGCAAGAAGUUGCGCAAUUUCCUGGGGUAAAGUUGGAUUGGAAUGCUUUAAUCAAGAAGACUUCUACUGGCAUUUCGAAUGCGAGAGAGUACCAGAUGUUGUGGCGCCAUUUGGCCUACAGAGACGUUUUACUUGAAAAAUUGGAAGAUGGGGCCGCUCCCUUGGAUGAUGACAGCGACUUAGAAUAUGAAUUGGAACCUUGCCCUUCUGUUAGUAGUGAAACUUCAGCAGAAGCUGCUGCAUGUGUGAAGGUACUGAUUGCUUCUGGCUUGCCAAAUGACUCAAGUCUUGCAAAUAGCUCAAUGGUGGAUGCUCCAUUAACAAUAAAUAUACCUAAUGCGAGGUCAUUUAGAGUGUCUUCCGAAAAUUUGCAGCCCACUUGCUCAAUGCCAGGGACGAACAUUACUGUUCCAGUUUCUGUUCAGAAAAAGAUUCUACCUUCAGUGACAUUGGCUGAAACAAUGGAAGGAAAUGGACCAGCUGGUGCAAACCUGCCUGCUCGCAGGAAAAGAAAACCUUGGUCAGAAGCAGAGGAUUUGGAACUUAUUGCGGCUGUGCAGAAAUGCGGUGUUGGGAAUUGGGCAAACAUCUUACGAGGAGACUUCAAGGGAGAUAGGACUGCUUCACAGUUGGCUCAGAGGUGGACUGUUAUUAAGAAGCGAUGUGGCAACUUAAAUGUGGAAGGAAACUCAGCAAUUCCCCAGCUUUCUGAGGCACAGUUGGCAACUCGUAGUGCCUUGUCCUUAGCCCUUGAUAUGCCAGAUAAAAAUUUAACUGCGGCUUGUACAAAUAACCCUGGUUUGAAGAUCAUGUCCAGCUCUGCACCUCCAACUGCUGGUGGUGAAGCUUCUGUUCAAGCCCAAAGCCAGGUCCAACAAGGUCCCCUUGCUUCUGUUGAAGCCCAAAUUCAGUCUCAACAAGGCCCUAUUGCUUCUGUCUCAUCCCGUAAUCGAUCUCAAGAGGGUCCUAUUACUUCUGCAUCUCCCCAAAAUCCAUCCCAGCAAGGUCCUGUUGCUUCAGUCCAAGUCCCAAAUCAGUCUCAACAAGGUUCCAUGCCUACAAAAACCUCCCCCAGGGGAUCAUCUGGUUCUACUUUGAAAUCUCGGGUUACCUUGAAAAAGGCCCCAGCAAAACCUUUUUCCACCACAGGUUCGAUCCUAGAUGCCACUGCAGUUGCUGCUGGGGCCCGCAUCGGUAGCCCAGAGGCUGCUGCAUCACUGCUGAAGGCUGCUCAAUCCAAAAAUGCAAUUCAUAUUAUGACUACUGGUGGCUCUUCUGUUAAACCUGUCAUACCAAGUGGAACCUCUUCCCAAUAUGUUUGUACUGGCUUAACAGCUGAAGCACACUCUUCUCCUGUUACAUCUUCUACCUUGCAUCCUGGUUCAGUAAAACCUGCAACGCAGAGAGUUGAGCUUACUUCAUCUGUUUCUUUGUCAAUAAAUGCACCAAUGCAGCAGUGUAAUGCUGUUACAUCUGGUACAGCUGUUGAAGUUUCUCCAAAGGAAGAUCUAGAGAUCAAGGGUUCUGUGUCAGACAGUUUGCCCAAAGAGCAGGUACGGGAAAAUAGAGCAUAUGUUUCAAAAAAUGAACGAGGUAAGGAAGUUAAAGAUCAUAAAGAAGCCUUGACAAACCCAGGAUCUGAGUUGAGGAAUAUCGUGGCUGAAGCUGAACAUCCUAACGAGAAAUUAAUGGUUGACGGCGAUCAAGUAGGUGUCAAAGCAAACCCGGUCGAAGAGAGUGUAAAUGCCAGUGAUAGUAAGGAUUGCUUAUUGGUUAAGAAAAGCACAACUCAGCCUACAGCUGAAGAGAGUUGCAGGAAUCAUAGCAUGACUGAGAUGCCGGCUAAAGCCAGCUCUUUAAGUGAUGGAUGCGCAAAGAAUCUUGAAGUUUUGAGCACAGCAGAAACUGGCCGAGCUACAUAGCGAGACAUAGCAUCUUGUUUAUAUUAAUACAUUUAUCCAUUAAGGUUUUCUAUCCUGCCAUUUUAGAAAAAAUAUAUUGUAGAUUUAUUUGGAAAAUGGAUCUCGUGAAAAAGAAAGAAAUUGCAUUCCACACCAGUGUUACUCUGGUAGUUGUUGUAGAAGAUAAUUGUGUACUCUUUUUGUGUCACAAAUCAUUCAUAAGCGGGAUUCAAUUCAAGACUUCUCCAGCAUUUGGAUUAAAA
Messenger RNA from Gossypium arboreum, 2639 nucleotides. RefSeq lists its product as uncharacterized. The coding region runs from base 376 to 2397 and encodes 673 amino acids. The record is from RefSeq and is a predicted model, not a curated record. Lineage: Eukaryota; Viridiplantae; Streptophyta; Magnoliopsida; Malvales; Malvaceae. The transcript has 6 exons.